This is a messenger RNA of Dermacentor albipictus, 5913 nucleotides long. It is a transcript of the gene Seipin, whose product is annotated as lipid droplet biogenesis associated protein seipin. Lineage: Eukaryota; Metazoa; Arthropoda; Arachnida; Ixodida; Ixodidae. Gene Ontology annotation, cellular component: endoplasmic reticulum membrane. Gene Ontology annotation, biological process: lipid storage; lipid droplet organization. The record is from RefSeq and is a predicted model, not a curated record.
CGAGAUCCCAAACAAAACAGCACAGCCUGCGCGCAAUCGUGCGGCCGUUUGCAAUCUAUGGGUCUAUGGUCCGUAAUCGGUCGGGCUGUUAUGAUCGCUUUGGGGCUGUGCGCGUCGCCACACCAUCAUAUGCCCGAGCGAGUUUCCUGGAGUGAAGCAGCGGUGGCACGAUGAUUCUCUCGUUGCUCAAGCUGCCGCUCGUCUUGCUCAACAGCGUCAGGCAGUUCAUCUCGCAGACGUUUUUCGUGGCCGUGUUGUUCUCGGUGAUAACGUGGACUUCGAUACUCUUGUACGGCGUCUUCUACUGGAACUACAUUCCCAAAUCGUCGCACGUCUUUCCGGUGCACCUGCACUUCGAGUCGACAGCAUGUCCCGCAGGCUUUUGCGACUUCCUAAUGGCAAACGUGACCAUCGUGAGGCCGGGGCAAGACGAAUACCUGGCCAGGGGUCAGCGUUACAAGAUCUAUCUAGAUCUUGAGAUGCCAGAGUCCGAGGCUAAUCAAAGGAUUGGUAUGUUCACAGUCGGACUUGACAUGAUCAGUGAAGAUGGUGAAGUGUUGAAGUCUACGCACAGAUCGGGUGUUCUACGGUACAAGUCGAUGCUUGUCAAACUUUUUGCAACGUUGACUUACAUUCCAAUGCUCCUCUUUGGUUCUGCGGAGGAGAAACAGACAGUGUCGCUCCUGCUGUUUGAGAAAUACGUGGAAGACUACGCAAAGCCAGCCACGCAGGCAGGCCUGGUGAUCCGAAAUAGCCACAUUGAGGUCUACACGGCAACACUGAAAGUAUAUGCAGAUUUCACUGGGUUAAGGUACAUCCUCUACAACUGGCCACUUACAUCGGCCGUCGUGGGCAUAUCGACCAACUUCUUUUUCGUGAGCCUGGUGGCGCUGCUGUCCUGGAACCACCUGACUCCAGCCAAGCCAAAGCCGCGCCGCCCCUUGGCCGAGAGGAAGAAGCACCCUAGCAGUGAGAAGGCCCAGCUGGAAGAUGCCGAGGAGACGGAAGACGAUACUUCCAGCGACAUCAGCAGCAGCCAGCCUGAUCUUGUCAAGGAAACGAGGGAUGCCAAGGUCAGGAAAAGGAAAGAGCUUGACGAGAAGACCGGGAAAACGCUGAGGCAACUCUUCGGAGCUACUACACGCGAAAGCAGUGCUAGCCUUCCUUCACUGGGUGGUGACCAAGAGGCAAGCAGCACCAUGCAGCAGACGACGUGAGGUAGGAAACGCCGAUGUGAGCCCAACAAGUUUCACAGGCCGCUCGGAUUGUCCCGGGUCUGUACGUCGGCUGUGAUAGCCCCUGGUCAGUUGCACGAUCACUGUGCAGGUACUGUCUCUUACGUUAUUUGUGAUAGCGUUGGCAGAUUCUGGGUCUUGUUGUUCUGUACCGUGGAACAAGCGUGCCUUUUGUUGCUAUAUAUAGUUAUACUUUCAUGUGAAAAUAUAACAGACCUCCCUGUGGUAUGGAUCCCCAUUUUCGCAUCACCUAGCAGAAAUGUUGUUUCUAGUUGUAGAACAUCCUUCGGGGAUAUAAUAUGCCUUAAACAAAGCAUAUUACUGGUUGAUGACGAUGAAAUGCAAAGCACUGGACUAAAGGAAGGCAGGACGGAUGACACAGGUGCCACUAACCAUUGUGAAUGAACAGCUAAGCUAGUCCAUCAUUCACAUCUAUUCAAUUUUAUGCCUUCUGCAACAAUUGUGGGUUGUUGACAGUGGACACGUGCCGCCUAAUUGUCACUUUACUUAACAAGAUUGUGCAUGCUUUGUAAGCAAUCUUUGUUUGUCUGCUCCCUCCGUUGUUGCUGGUUUCAGAGAGUAUAGGGGGAAAAUUUCCAAUAAACAUUCGCAGUUGUUAGUCAAGUUUAAUUCGCCUCGCCUUCCUUUGGUCUUAUGCUUUGCACUUCACACUGACAAACAUGCUUCACCAACUAGUCGAAAAGAAUACUCUUCUAAACUAGAAUGAACACUAACUGUUCCGUUAAGUGAUGCCCGACCGCGGUUUGAAAAAUAUCAGGGUGUCUGCUACUUUCGUUCGCGACAGUGCAUUGGGAAAUCGCUCUCUGUGCAAACUCCUUUGCCAUGAUGUACAAGAUUUGGUAGAAUGAUUUUUUAGAGCACCUCGCAAUCCUGCGGCACCUUGUGCCCGUCAUGUAUGUGCGAGCAACUAGGUCAUCCCUUUUUGGGGACAAUGCCUGCCACAAUUUUUGUAGUUGUUUUGUUCUUAGUAUUGCCUCUGCAGACGAGCUCAAGUUGUUCCUCUGUGUUUCUUCGUUAUCUGUUAGCAAAGACUACCAGAAAUUUUAAGCAUUGUUACAAUUUCCAUGUUACUACAUUUAUAUAUGAGUUCAGGCAUGCUUGUCAGUAUAACAUGUACAAGGAGGGUUAACAGAGCACCAGGAUAUCAUAUUCUCUGGGACAUUCGCCCUGGUACUCCUCCACUCAUUGCAGACCCUCAACUCCAGGAAAAUGGUGUCAGUAUUAGUACACAAUUGAAGCACUUACCGCACUGCCGGUUACUCCAGAAACAUAUUUUUCACUAUCAACCACUUUCAAUUAAAAUUCUUCAAUGUUAAAGUCCGGGGUUUUACGUUUCUAAAUUUCUAUCUGAUUAUGAGGCAUGCCAUAGUGGGGGACUCCCGAUUAAUUUUGACCACCUGGGCUUCACGAACAUUCUUUAACGGUUUAACGUUUCUUAAAAAUCUAAGUACACAAGUGUUUCUGCAUUUGACCCCCAUCGAAACGUACUCGUCGCAGCCAGGAUUGAACCUGCAACCUCGAACUUGGCAACGCAAUGUCACCACUUUUUUUCGGUGCUUGUGCUAGAAGGUUUUGAAGCGGUAGGCACGUUUCUCAAGCGGCUUUUUGUUGCAGAUUUCGCCUGGGAACAUCACUGCUCAGUAAUGAGUGCUUCAUUCAGUGGACAGUACCGCUUUUUUUUCAGGCGGUGUCUUGAGUGACAAACUUCGGAUUAGUCUAAAUUGUUCGUUUGCCCCUUGGAAAACCUGUCGUUUGUUAUAUGCCAAGAGAGGACUUAUAGUUGCGUAGGAAGUUGCAACAUCAGGGUCUGAGGUAGCCCAUAAUGAAUGGAGUCUCUUGCAUAGCUGUGAUGGAAGUCCUGGAGGCCUUGUAGUAUUGGCUACGUUAAUUUGCAGCUCUGUAUAAAGAGGGCGACACCAGUGCUGGCACUAGAGCAUUUUUCUAAAACUCUUAUCUUGCUUUGAUAUCUACCUUUGGGUCCCUUUUAAGAACACAAAGAUAAAAAACACCGCUGUAUCAUAUGUUCACAAAUAGAUUCUACGGGAAGCUGCUCUCCCGAGCGUCACAGCAGUUGGUACAGUUUCUGGGUAUGCUGUGAUGGUGAUGGCCCACUAAAUGCUUCGGUGCUUCACUUUAGGAAGACAAACUGUAUUGAAGGUGAUGUUGACCUAUUAGGUUCUGUAAGCUGCUGCAAACGAAGCUCAUUCUUGCAAUUUUUGUGAAUGGUCUACAAUUUGGUCCCACAAUUCAUUUUAGACUUCCAUCAUAAUACAGACAAGGCCCCUCCAUUUUGGAAAAUUGGGUACCCGCAGAUUACAGUCGCGCUCCCGUUAACUUGACCAUGGCUAAUUAGGUUUGUCUCUUAAAUUUGGAUGCACUGGAAAGUUUCAGCGAGCAACAAUGCAUUGAUACAAAAGGAAAACUCGUUAGUUUGAACGUGAAAGCAUGCUGUUUUGGUUAAUUCGACCCCGACGGACUCGUACCAGCGCCUUCUCACGUGCGCAGUUGUUGCCAAAACUUUGAAUACACAAAACAUUCAGCAGACGGCACUACUGCUUUUGUUUAUUUUUAGGAUGUUGUCAGUGCCGACAACAGUGUAGCGGUAUGUGGGCCGCUCACCGAUGAUGACAGUGUCAGCAACGUGACGGUCCAACAUUGAGGCAGUGUUAAAACAUGCUGGUGCUCUUUGCUGCAUGCUGGUUGAGUCGUGCUUCAAGAGAAAGAAGCAGAGGCAACGCAAGCUACUUCAAGCAGUAAAAAAAAAAUUGAAUCUGUUCAUUCUGUUGUUGUUUGUCAAUUGGAAUCAUUCGAGCAGAUCUUGCGGUUUCGCAAGGGUCGAAUUAACGGGUGUAGACUGGAAUUAAUGGGUGUAUACAGUGUUUUGAAACUUACAUUUGGGUCAGAAGCGUGAAAGGUUGUUUACAGUACUUUGUACACUACUACUCGCUCACAGGGGUGUCUGCACCGGUGUGCCAAUAUUAUUAUAAACCUUAUUUCGGCAUAUGUAUAGUUUUUAUCAACUUUUAAUACAUGUAUGUGAGUGUUCACUAUCGUUAUGAUUGCAAAUUAUAUUAGAGUUUAUUCAUGACUGUAUAGCAGUAUUAUUGCUCCAAGUGUACUCUGCGUUAGCUCAAGAUCAACAAUAUUGCCAAAGGUUGCGCAGCAAGUCCUGCCUUCUGCGGUAUUUAAUUUGAUAAAAUUUGACAUUACCGAUGUCAUGUGUGUUUUGUAAUGCUUGUCUGCAAUGUGCAUAGGGUGAACUGUCACAUCAUUUUUUUUUUGGCAACUGGCAUCUUUUUUUGGUUUCAGUGGUGCCUCAUUUAUUGACAUGGUAGAAAGUCUGGCACUACCAUUUGUAGAGUGCAGUUGGUGUCAAAAAAAUUACAAACUGUGUGAAAUUGUGUGAAUAUGAAAGAAAUCUAGAAUUUAUUUGCAAUUUGUGAUUGUGGCCCGUAAAAUUGUACAACACGAAGUUUUUGAAUGAACUGUAGUUAGUAUUUGCUGAAAGACUGCCAUCAUCAAUGAGUCUUUAUACUAGUAGAGGCUGCGGAUUGAAUAACGGGCUUUGGAAAUAUAUUCACCUCUUGCAUCCCCCGGUCUGGUAACUUUUGACGCCGACUGUACCUGCUGUACGGUGUCAGCAGUGUGCAGUAAUGUACACGAUGACCAUAACUUCAUCUGUUUGUGGCCAACACCUGAUGCAACUAUUUUCAUACUUUUAGUACUGACGGAUGAAUAUGUACUUGAUUGCAGUGGGAUCAUGCAAUUCAGACUGUGCUCGUCCAUUGCCAUUUUUCUUCACAUAUGCUAACACAGUAGGUGUGUGUGCGAACUAGUGUGUUUGCGUUUAGUAGAAUUACAGGUGCCCACAAAGCUUCUCAGGACAUGCCAGCUGUUGAAAAGUUAUAAUUGGCUCGAAGCCUAAAUGUGCACCCACACUUGUCAGUGCAGCUGCCAACUCCUUGAUGCCUGCGUAGUUCUCCUUUUUUUUUUUUUUCACAGCUCGCGCAUACUACUAAAGAGCCCUGUGGGUACAUGUGCAUGUUAGCAUGUAUGAGCCCCGUCAACUUUUAAUAGAAAACAACUUAAGGUUGACCCUAGUGUCUUCCAUAAGGUGCAGUCAGGUGAAAGCCUUAUUUUGUCAUACGUGCACUUUAUGCUCUACGGUGUGGUCCGGCAUAUCGGGGAAUGAGUUGUUAGCAGAUAACCUGGCGACUUCUCUCAAAAUUUGAGAUCGAGCAUUGCCUUGUCAGUGUCUGCUAAGCGUUUCUUGUUUACUCAAGUUUUUCACUUGUAUUUUGUUUUGUUUUUUGUCCAUGUCUCCUUUUAUGUGUAUCAUGCAUUCCACUAAAAAGCACUAAAAAGCAACUGAGCUGUUCCUUAGUGCUUACAAGAAAUGUUUGAUUUGCUUGAUGUAGAAUUAACAGUAUGGUAGUUUUGCAAGAAGACAAAGUAUGCAUCUCCAGUUUGCACUGUAUAACACUGUAACAGUAUGUUUCAUGGCUGUGUUACCAGGCUGAACAAGAUGAUUCACAAUGAGUAAAUUGUUUCUCAUGAUAUUCAACCCAAAUGCCCAAGAAACAUGGGCAUCCUUUCGCAGUUUGGACAUGUAUCAUAGCAUGUAAGCCAACUUGCAAUUAAAAUCUUGUUCCUUGUU